This is a messenger RNA of Musa acuminata AAA Group (dessert banana), 3789 nucleotides long. Its product is annotated as kinesin-like protein KIN-7A. The transcript is spliced from 16 exons. The record is from RefSeq and is a predicted model, not a curated record. Gene Ontology annotation, molecular function: microtubule motor activity; ATP binding; microtubule binding. The coding region runs from base 577 to 3465 and encodes 962 amino acids. Gene Ontology annotation, biological process: microtubule-based movement. NCBI's taxonomy places the organism in Eukaryota, Viridiplantae, Streptophyta, Magnoliopsida, Zingiberales, Musaceae.
AACGCGCUGAGAUGGCGGCGCUUGUCCGAGACUCCAAUUUGUGCGUAAUCCACGCGCGUAAGAGGUUCAAGUAAGAAACGACAAUGAUUCGCUCGGCGGUGGCGAGUAAUUGGCCCGCUCGGCCCGAUGAAAUCGACGCGCACGUAAACCCGGAACUAGCCGUUGGCGUCCCUCAUUUCAAACGGCCACCUCUGUGUCUCUCUCUUCUAUUAUUAGUCUUAUUUUUCUCCUCGCUUUUAUUCUCUCUCAAACAAAACCCUUCAUACCGUCUUCACCAAAUCAAAGCUCUCGAGUUCGUAACGCUUUCUCUCCUUGCUGCGACCUCGGUCGACUAUAAAGGGUCCGAAUUCACAAGGAUUACUCCCAAUUUCUUGCCCACCAGACCGCAGAUUGUUCCCUUUCUUUGCCUAUUCUGACUGGGUUCAGGCGGCGGGGCGUCCCCCGAUUUGUUCCGCGAGUCGGCCUGUUGCCUUCGAUCUCGAAUCAAUCACAGACAUCCUGCCUCUUAAUAAUUGAAAUCAAAUACAAAUUUCAAGCUUUUCAACGAGAGGUUUGUGCAGCUGGUUAUCCACAAAGAUGACAGCAGCUAGACCACCUAAUACUCCAACCUCAAAGAUUGAAAGAAUACCGAUCUAUACUCCUGGACGCUCUAGAAUCAAGGAGGAGAAGAUUUUUGUUACUGUACGUGUGAGGCCUUUGAGUAAGAAGGAAUUGUCACUCAAGGACCAAGAAGCAUGGGCGUGUGUUGAUGACAACAAAAUUGUGUUCAAGAUGCCAGCUCAGGAUCGCUCCAAUUCAUCCUCUUCAUAUACUUUUGAUAAAGUAUUUGGAGCAGCUUGUUUGACUGAAAGAGUCUAUGAAGAAGGAGCCAAAGAUGUUGCUUUAUCGGCAUUGACAGGAAUCAAUGCCACUAUCUUUGCUUAUGGGCAGACUAGCAGUGGAAAAACGUUUACCAUGAGAGGGAUAACUGAGAAUGCUGUUAAUGAUAUUUACAAGCACAUAGAUAAUACCCCAGAGAGGGACUUUACCAUCAAAAUUUCUGCUAUGGAGAUAUAUAAUGAGAUAGUAAGGGACCUGCUUAAACCAGAUUCUGGCCCCCUUCGUUUGCUAGAUGAUCCCGAGAGAGGGACUAUUGUUGAUAAGUUGGAAGAAGAAACAGCAAAAGAUAGUCAGCAUCUAAGGCAUCUAAUUGGACUGUGUGAAGAACAAAGGCAAGUUGGUGAAACUGCCUUGAAUGAUAACAGCUCCAGAUCACACCAAAUAAUAAGGCUGAUAGUGGAGAGUACUGUACGUGAAAAUUCAGAUUGUGUGAAAUCUUUUGUUGCUAGCCUGAACUUUGUGGACCUUGCAGGAAGCGAGAGGGCUGGUCAAACUCAUGCAAGUGGUGCCAGGCUUAAAGAAGGCUGUCAUAUAAAUCGUAGCUUGUUGAAUCUGACAACAGUAAUCAGAACAUUGAGUCAAGGAAAACAAGGUGUCCAUAUUCCUUAUAGAAAUUCAAAGUUAACACGUAUACUGCAGAGCUCUCUAGGAGGGAAUGCAAGGACUGCCAUUAUCUGUACUAUGAGUCCAGCACUAAGCCAUGUAGAACAAUCUCGAAAUACAUUGUUCUUUGCAACUUGUGCUAAAGAAGUUACCAACACAGCACAAGUUAAUGUGGUUGUGUCCGACAAACAGUUGGUUAAACAGCUGCAGAAGGAAGUGGCAAGACUCGAAGCAGAAUUGCGCACUCCAGAACCUUCUGCAUGCUCUGAAGCCCUUCUGAUGGAGAAAGAGUUGAAAAUUAAUCAGUUGGAAAUUGAAAUGGAACGACUGAAGCGAGAAAGAGAUCUUGCCCAAUCACAAUUGGAUGAAUUACGACAGAAAUUUGGUGAUGGUCAAAUAGUGGGUUUGAAUCCAUUUGAUUCAUCACCUUGCCGAGUUGUAAAAUCUCUCACCUUUUCUGGCGUAUCACCAAAUGCUGGUGAUAAGAGUCAUGGGAAAGUUGAACGUGCAAGAAAUCCUAUGAGGCAAUCAUCAACCGUUCCAUCCAUGCUUGUGCACGAAAUUCGCAAGCUCGAACAAUUACAGGAGCAGCUUGGAGAGGAAGCAAACCGAGCUCUUGAAUUUUUGCAGAAAGAGGUGGCUUGCCACAGAUUGGGUAACCAAGAUGCUGCUGAGACUAUUGCCAAACUUCAAGCAGAAAUUAGAGAGAUGCGUGUUUUUAGAUCCCUUAGCAAAGAUGAUGACAUUUGCAAUGUGAUGACCAGCCAGAAUGCUGGAGCAAACCUGAAAGAAGAAAUUACAAGACUGCAUUCGCAGGGCAGUUCCAUUGCCAGUCUUGAGGAGAAGCUAGAGAAUGUUCAAAAAUCUAUAGACAAGCUAGUGAUGUCCCUUCCAAACAAUAAUCAUUGUGUUGAGACUAAUCCCAAAUCUUCCAAGUCCCAGAUCAAGAAGAAGAAGAUGCUUCCUUUGACUGUGAGCAGUAAUGUAAAUAGGCCAAAUCUUAUAAGGGCCCCAUGCUCUCCUCUCUCAUCUUCCAGGCAGGUGAUGGAAUCUGAAGUGGAGAACAAGGUUCCAGAAAAUGAUACUGAAUCCCACGAGAACAUAUCGGUUUCAGAGAAAGUUACACCAUCCAAGAGUGAAGACGGUGGAGAUAUCUCAUCAAGGGAGGGGACACCCGGUUAUCGGCGUUCCAGUUCAGUAAACAUGAGAAAGAUGCAAAAGAUGUUCCAGAAUGCUGCGGAGGAAAAUGUGAGGAGCAUAAGAGCAUAUGUCACAGAACUGAAAGAGCGGGUUGCGAAGCUUCAGUACCAAAAGCAGCUCCUAGUUUGCCAGGUUUUGGAACUAGAAGCAAAUGAGGCUGCAGGAUAUGAUGCAGCGGAGGGUGAUGAGAGUAUUACAGAUGCAGGAAAUUCACCUGAUGCAUGGAAGUCCAGAUUCAAGGAACAAAUGCAGCAGAUCAUACAAUUAUGGGAUGUUUGCCAUGUCUCAAUAAUACAUCGCACUCAGUUCUAUUUGCUAUUCAGAGGUGAUCCAGCUGAUCAGAUAUACAUUGAAGUAGAGGUUAGGAGAUUGACAUGGUUGCAACAGCACUUUGCUGAAGUCGGUAAUGCAAGUCCAGCUCAAAUGGGCGAUGAAUCAAUUUCUCUAUCAUCAAGUAUUAAAGCACUGAGACAUGAAAGAGAAUUCCUUGCCAGGAGGCUGCAAUCAAGAUUGACAGAGGACGAGCGAGAGAGGUUGUACAUCAAGUGGCAAGUGCCCCUCGAAGGGAAGCAGAGAAAGCUCCAGCUGGUGUACAAGCUCUGGGCAGAUCCAAAUGAUCCAGCACAUAUUGAAGAAAGUGCUGAUAUAGUGGCUAGGCUGGUAGGUUUCUGUGAAGGAGGAAACAUGGCCAAGGAGAUGUUCGAGCUGAACUUUACACUGCCAGCGAGCAAGAAGCCAUGGCUUCUUGGAUGGCAGCCUAUAUCAAACUUGCUAAGAUUGUGAUUGGGGUCACUGAAAGAGGAAGAACAGAACCAAGUUUCCAUUUCCUUUCCGCUCGCUCACACGGUGUACACAGGCAGACACGAAGCAAGCAAAGCCACAACAAUAGCCUUCGCCAUGUUUCAUUCAGGAAACAUGGGGUCUGAAGAUUUUCUGUGUACAUAAACUUUGCAUUUAUAUGAACAUUUUGUUUCAAACCUCCUCUUUCAUUGAUCUUCUUUCUUUCCAUUGUAAUUGGUGCUUACAGUACUGCAGUACAUUCCUGAAGUACUAAUGGGAUUUCAUAUUCUUUUAUUAAGCAUUUGUGAUUGUUGACUUCUACUUAAU